UGCCCCUCCUCCAUCAGCUGAUACAUAUUGUCAACCCUGAGCUUGGCAGGAAGUGCAUCUUGUCCCUAUAGCUGGAACAUGAGGACAAGAAGCGGUUUUAUGCAAGGAAACUGGGACAACAAACUAAACUUUUGACGAAACAACAUCAGGCCAUGGACAGUUGUGGGAGAGGACGACCAUGGGGGAAGCUAGUCAAAGUGGACUCCAGUGAAACUGUCCUGCUUUUUAACAGGGAAUGCACAGUUGGCAGAAAAAAAGGAUGUUAUCUGUCAUUUCCAGCCAGCAAACUGGUCUCAGGGGAGCACUGCAAGAUCGUGCAAGAUGAAAGCUCAGGGCUGGUGUGGCUUGAAGACAUGAGCACUAAUGGCACAGUAAUCAACAUGUCCAAACUGGUCAAGAAGCAGACUCACAUGCUGCAGAAUGGUGACGUCAUCUACUUUGUUUAUAGGAAAAGUGAGCCAGAACAAAACAUCGCUUACGUGUACCACUCAAUCAAAACGGAGCAAGGGAAUUCACAACAUAGUUAUGACACAGGGAGACCAUCACACAGUCCUGCUCCUCUUCCAGCUUCAGAGAUGUCGCUCUCUGUAGAACCUGUAUUGCUCACCAAGGCUCCUCGUGAUCCAACUCAGGAGGAACCUCAGCCCUCCACCUCCCACUUCUGUAUUGAGAGCCCUCUCACUUCUGGUCCCAUGGCAACAACAGCCUCUCCUGCCUCUGCCAAACUUAAAGAAGACAUGGACAACAUGGAGCCAGAAAGCAAGCGGAGGAAAAAAGAUAAAGAUUAUGAUUCAAACUUGCCACACACCUCCAGCACAGAAGUGGCUGGUUCAGCUAAGGGAAGUCCUGGGAGUCCUUUGUCUAAACCUCCAGUGGAAGGAACUAAAACAGACAAGAUGGAGGAGUCUCUGACAUGUGUUAUUUGCCAGGACCUACUGCAUGACUGUGUCAGCUUGCAGCCUUGCAUGCAUGUCUUCUGUGCUGCCUGCUACUCAGGCUGGAUGGAGCGUUCUUCGCUUUGCCCCACCUGCCGCUGUCCUGUGGAGAGGAUUCGCAAGAACCACAUCCUUAACAACCUGGUGGAGGCUUACCUCAUCCAGCAUCCAGAAAAGUGUCGCAGUGAGGAGGAUCUGAAGAGCAUGGACAGCCGUAACAAGAUAACUCAGGACAUGUUGCAGCCAAAAGUUGAACGCUCUUUCUCUGAUGAGGAGGGCAGUUCAGAUUACCUUUUUGAGCUCUCUGACAAUGACAGUGACUCCUCAGACAUUAGUCAACCUUUAGUGAUGUGCAGACAGUGUCCUGGCUACAGGAGGGAGGUCAGUCAGGUUCUGUUUGCUACAGGUUCAAACUACUGGUUCCCUGGUCUGCUAGCUACACCGCCCAUACCUGCUCCACCCAAACCAGUAACUGAGGAAGGGUCUGCAAAGCCAACAGGGGAGCAGCCUUCAACAUCCUCUGACGUCCCCUCAGCUCCUCAGGAGUACCGCUGCCCCCCUCAGGGCUGCCAUCUCAUCUGUACCUGCUGCCUCCAGCCGAUGCCAGACAGAAGAGCUGAGCUAAACAGCCAGCAGGACACUGCUCAACAAUGUGUGCUGUGCCAGCGACCCUUCUGUCAUAUGUACUGGGGUUGCCAGAGGAUUGGCUGUCAAGGCUGUCUGGCUCGAUUCAGUGAGCUCAAUCUGACAGACAAAUGCCUGGAUGGAGUGCUAAACAACAAUAACUAUGAAUCAGAGAUCCUUCAGAGCUACUUGUCUUCCAGAGGGAAGACAUGGAGAGAUCUUCUCCAGGAGGCUCUGCAGGGCUUAGAGCAAUCACACUACUGCCUGACAGAUUGCCGUAUUUCUGCAAACACCAUCCUGUGCUAUUGCUGCGGCCUGCGAGCAUUCAAGGAGCUGGCCUUCAAGUACAGACAGAACAUCCCUCCAUCUGAACUGCCAGCUGCUGUAACGUCUCGUCCUGACUGUUAUUGGGGACGCAACUGUCGCACGCAGGUGAAGGCUCAUCAUGCAAUGAAAUUCAAUCACAUAUGUGACCAGACACGUUUCAAGAACUGAAGUAGCAGGGUGGUUUGAUUCUUCAGUGUCAAAUGUAGAUAACUGAUCAUUUCAUGCAUUGGGGAGACAUGACCUUGUUUGUUGUUUUGUUAUAUCCAUUGUAGCUAACUGCCUUCCACAUGUUAUGCAAUAACUUAAUGCUGAAUUGCAGUCAGUAUCCAUUUACAGUAGUGAACAGCAUUUUACCUGACACAGGGCUGUGUGAAAUAAUGCUAUGCACAUUCACUAAAGUUCAGUUUAGUAAAGUUCCAAGCUGUUCUUUAGAGAUUAGACCUGGGUGGGCAUUUAUCACCAGCCACCUUUUAAAUUGUGAUAUAUUUUGCCUGUGGCUCAUGCAUUUGUCUAAUUUACCAGGUAACCAACCACCUUUUGAUAGUAUUUCAUUUGUUUGGAUGGUGAAAUGCUUAAAGGUGCUUCCUGAUGUGUCCUUCCUCCAGCCUAUGUGAUUAAAUUGUUAGUUUCCUCUCAGAUCAAGAGCGAUUGAGGCAAUCUGUAUGGCUCAAGGCCAUAUAUAUUAACUUACAAAUGUUGAUGUGCAUGUUUUAUAUUAUGUGCUUCUUCAGCCUUGGUUAUCAAGGCUUAAAAACCUGAUGCAUAUUUUAUUUUUUUACUUCUGUACUUUUUAUGAAGUUUAGAAUCCAGGGCUUCAAACAACGUAAUAUCAAUGAAUACAACUAUUGAAUAUUAUUAGAGUAAAAGUAAAGUGAUUAAUAGUAUUACAGUAAUACUAAUACAGCACAAUUUUAUGCUGAUAUACUGCUUCCAAGAUACAGCAAUAUUACUAUGAAAGUGUCUCACCUCUUAGGGUCUACUCCUUUUUUGCCAGGGCAUUACUGUGUUCCCAGGCAAGGGCAAAAAGCUACAUCAAAGCCCCACACACGUACAAAGGUAGAUUCAAUGUGAUAUUUGUAUAGGAUUUCAUGUUUGUGGGAAGGGGAUCAAUGUGUUGUAAUGCUGUCAGAGGGCACGGGGGCCUCAGUUGUAUGCUUUGCUCUGGAUAAUCAUCUCCAAGGUGAUUAUAGUGGUGUAGAAGGGACACUUUCUCAGGACCUUGUAGUAAAGGCUAAGCUGUGAGGAAAUGCACAGUUACUCCAUGUGGACUCUAAAGAGGAAAAAAAUAGACUGCACUCCAAGCAACCAUUAACAGUUUAAUAUGCUGAAGCUGAUGGUGCUCAUGGAGUUUUCAUAUGCAAUGUUUUGCUGGAUACACUGUUCAGAACCAACAGUUUAGAGAAUUGUGCCAACACAAAUAAAACAGCACGUUCUGUCAUUUGGGUUCUAAUUAUACAUGUUGUAGCUUAUUGUGCAGCCAUUUUGAUAGACAUUUAUUUAGAUUCUCUUAAUGUUUUGGAGAUACUAGUUGAUCAGUGUGUUGGAUUUGGUUAGAUUUAGAAUUUAAGAUAAAUAGAUUUUCUCCGGUUCCUCAGGUACACAAAGCUGCUGUUGAGUUGUUUGAAUUUCAGGUUAACUAUGUUUGGUGGUUAGAAAACGUCUGUGUCAGCAAGCUGUUGCUGAAUAGUCCCAUUUAAUCUGAUAACAUCUCAUCUAUGACUAUCAUUACCCAGAUGUCAGCAGGUCCCAAUUAUGCAAACAUGUACUACUAGUAAUGAUGUAGAGUUAAAAAAAAAAUGACAAAUCACCCUUUUUUUCUUUUCUUUUUUUUUUUAGCUAAGUGAGAUGAGAAUUAGUCUCAAGAGGCCUUAUAUAUUGAAAUACAAGUAUAAUAGUAUAUAAUAUAAUAAUAGUCUUGUUGCGCUGUUGUGUUUUGUUUUUUUUUCUUUUUUUUUCUUUUCGUAGGGUCACAGUGUAAAGAAAAUUUUGGUGGACAUGAAGAAUGGGGAAUAGAAAAUGUUAAAAGCAGGCCCUGACUGGCAUUAGUACAUUUUGUAUAAUUUUACAGAUAAAUGUUGGUCUUCUUAAAGUUUAUGUAGAAUUUUCUUGGUUUUUAAUUUUUUGCUAGAUGUGUCUAUAUUGUACAACUAUGAGGAUAUUUGCACAUAUUUGUUUCACAUACAUUUAAAGGCUUCUGUUUUAAGUCUGUAAGGUUAUGAUAUGAACCGGACAUCCUGGAAGAGCUCUGGCUCAUAGUAUCUGAUUUGUAAUCAUAUGAAGAGUUUCAUUCCAAAGUGAGAUAUACAUCAUCGGAAAGGAAAAUUCAAAUGUGAAAAAUAAACUUAAGGGUCUCCUUGGUGUGCUGAAUUUUAGAAAAUUAUGUCCAUUUCUGGUAUAGUAUUAGUCACAUUAGCCAUAGUGAACAUGGAUGUGUUGUUUUGGAAUGUAGCUCUUCAUAUGUUCUGUGUAAAUUUUGGUGGCAAAAUGGGUUUGUGAAUGGGCACUUUCCUGGACUCGGCCUGAGCUCCUUAAUUUGUGGUGUUAGCAAGGUGGUUUAGGUGGGGUUUUUUUUGGCCCCCUCAGUCAUGGUGGGUCCACAUUGGCAUUCCUUAGCGGCUCAGGCCCUCAGCACAAGCCUGGUCGAUCCCCCCGACAGAGUGGCUGAGUUUUAAUUAUUCCCUACAGGAGAUCUGGGCGCCCUAAGCCCACAACAGUCUCAAGCCGCUCCAAUCAGGAAUUGGUAUUAAAGAGGCUUUGGAGGAGUGCUUUGCAUUCUCCCUGUGGUGAGAUGUGUGGGGUUAUGUUGUAUAUCAAGGCAAAUAUUUACUCACUUUGUGUGCAAAAGUCUGGACCAAGCUGCUCAGCAGUAUGGAAGAGGCAGGUUUCAUUCUACCUCAUCACACAGCUUCCAAGAAUAUGGAAGACUGAAAAGGCAUCAGUCACAUCAGUUCAAAGCUGAGCAUGCAUCAGUAUGAAGGAUGGAAGUCCUCACCGAUGCCUGGAAACUUUGUAUGCAAUGCACUAUUUGAACAAUUAGUCUAGACUAUAAUCCACUUUUAGUUAAAUCACUCUAGAAUAGCACUAGGCAGAAAAUUGUUGAGAGGUCUCACGUUUGAGAAAUAGUUUGAUUAAAGCUUCUUUCCCUUGUAUGUUGUAUUAGUAUUGCUAAGAUUGUCUUUGAAAUACAUAUGGAUCUGAUUUGCUUGUUUACUGUCAACAAAUUAAAAAACUGAUACAGCUGGCUACAGGAA
Messenger RNA from Lates calcarifer (barramundi perch), 5137 nucleotides. RefSeq names its product checkpoint with forkhead and ring finger domains, E3 ubiquitin protein ligase (gene chfr). The record is from RefSeq and is a predicted model, not a curated record. Gene Ontology annotation, cellular component: nucleus. Gene Ontology annotation, biological process: mitotic cell cycle checkpoint signaling; ubiquitin-dependent protein catabolic process; protein ubiquitination. Gene Ontology annotation, molecular function: protein binding; ubiquitin-protein transferase activity. NCBI's taxonomy places the organism in Eukaryota, Metazoa, Chordata, Actinopteri, Centropomidae. Bases 153 to 2054 code for a protein of 633 amino acids. The transcript has 18 exons.